Prorocentrum cordatum is the source of this 1394-nucleotide messenger RNA. NCBI's taxonomy places the organism in Eukaryota, Dinophyceae, Prorocentrales, Prorocentraceae. The record is from the annotation of a GenBank genome assembly.
GCUCGAGCACCGCCGCUGUGGCACGGGGCGGCGCCGGGGGCGCCCCCGCCAUCGGCAGGCGCCGCGCCCGUUGCCCGACAGGAUUCCGCCAUGGCGGCUGCGCGUGGCGCGCCCGCGGCGGGGGCUGGCCGCAGGCGACCUUGCCGGGAGGCCGGCGGCCGCGGCUGGGGCAGCCGCCGGCGCGGCCAGAGGACCGCCCUGGCCGUGAUCGCCAGUGCGGCGCUCGCGGCGCUCCUGGGCGUGGUGCGCGGCGGGCCCGCCGCGUUCGCCGGCCUGGUCGCGGGUCGCGCUGGUUCCGUUGCCCGGCCUGGCAGCAGCCUGGUGUUGAGGCGGGCUGUGGACCUGACAACCAUGAAGGUCGCGGAGCUCAAAGCGCUCUGCAGAGAGCGCGGCCUGGAUGUGAAGGGCAGGAAGGCGGACCUCCUCGCGCGGCUCCAGCAGGAGCCGGCGGCGCCAGCAACAGCGCCGGCGCCAGCGCCAGCGCCAGCGCCGGCGCCGCAGCCGGAGGCGGCCGCGGAGGACAAGGCGGAAGACGACCGGCCUCCCUACGGCACGCCGCUGCCCGACCCCCACGAGGGGAAGCCCGAGGUGAUAGUUGACGACGAGGGGCGGAAGCGGUACCUCUGCCUGGACGGCAAGUACCGCCGGGGAGACCCAGAGUCGGUCGAGUGCACCGACGCGACGUUGUCGGAUUGGCUGACGGAGUGGGUGGUUGCGGCACGGACGGGCCAGCUGGAGGGCAAGGACCAGAUGACGUUCUUCCCAAAUGUCAAGAAGCCUUCGAACCCGCCUGGGAAGCCGGGCGGCAAGGGCAAGGACAUGCACUCCGACGAUGUGUUGCGCAGGCUUCCUCCGGGGAGGGACAAGAAGGCUCGUUGGGAGUACGACGGCGAGUCCGAGGAGAAGUUCGAGUACGUGGGUCAGCCGCGUGUGAAGGACGACCGGAUGAUGUGAGCACACAGCGCACCCGCUCGGGCGAGCGAGGCCGCGGCCGAAGCAGUAUGGCACGGCAGGUUCCUAUUAGUUGCCACAGAACCUUCUGACUGCCGCAGACUCUUCUUCUGAGUCUGCCUCCCUCCGCCCGCUCGGUUCCAAGCCCCCCCCCUCCCCCCGGGCCCUGCGGGCGGCCGGCCGGCCGCUCUUCGGGCCGGACGGAAUGGGGGGGGUAGGGAAGGGGGGGGGGGUACGAAGUCUGGUGCAUGCAGCUGGUUUCGGCCCCGCCGCCGGGCCCAUUCUUCGAUACACGGGCGCCUCCUGGCACCGGGCGGCGCCGGGAAACUCAGCUACGUGAGCUGAUUCUCAACCACCCCCUUGGCUAUCCCCCCCCUUUCGCCCAGCCCGAGCUCUGCCUGCCGCGGGCCAGCCUGGUGGAAGGGUUACGCAUUGGUCGUUGA